CUAUCUUGACUAAUUUGGAGAGAGAGAGAGAGAGAGAGUCGAAGAAGCUAUGAUGCUUCUCCACUAUCCUUUGGUUCGUUCUCGAUCACCGCCAUUGAUGGACCUCGGUCCUCUCAUGGCGUAGCUUAGUCGCUCGUUUUUCCUCAGCUCUCUCGUCUCCAGUACCACCGUUACCUCCGCCGCCUCCCGAUCCCUCUGAUCAGCCACCGUCGCCCCUAUCCUUCCGCCCCUCUGUGGUUCGCGUAGGUCAAGCUUCACUUGCACCUUCGGGGCUUUGAUUACUUCGUUUCAUCAGUCAGUUAGAGUUUGCGAGGAUUGUUCUGAAAUGAUUUGGGGUGGUGGUUCUUUGCUGGUGAUGUGUUUCUUCUGAAAUGAAGAUAAAUGGAUUUGUUUGGGCAAUCUGAAGACUAUAGAUGGAUGCCAGAAAUGAAGGGUUUGGCCCUCCGGGCCAAAGGAUUACUCCAGCCUCUUCGGGUUCCGGUAGUGCAAGUGCUAAACCUCCGGAAUUUCAUGUUUCCGGUGGGGUUGCGCCUGUGCUCAAUUAUUCAAUUCGGACAGGAGAGGAAUUUGCUCUUGAAUUUAUGCGGGAACGAGUGAUUCCCAGAAAAUCUUCUGUCCCAAGUUCGUCUAGUGAUCAAAAUCCCCCAGCAACAGCUUAUAUGGACUUAAGAGGCACUCAAGGUAGUUCUCAUACUGGAUCUGAAAGUGGACCUGAUGUUUCGAAGCUUGUAGCUGGUGAUAAAGUUCAGGUUAAGGAGGUUGAGAAGAAGAAGAAGAGCUUUUCUGAAGUUGAUAACAAAGCUCAUUACGUAUCAGCGGGCUCGGUGAGCCAUGCAUCAUCAGCUGAUGGAAGUAACCGUGGAGUUUCUCAUAGAUAUACUUCUUCAGAGGCUUCUGACUACUCAUCCCCUAAGUUGAAGUUCCUUUGUAGUUUCGGUGGGAGAAUUUUGCCUCGACCUAGUGAUAGGAAGCUUAGGUAUGCAGGUGGUCAUACGCGAAUUCUUCGCCUUAACAGGGAUAUUUCUUGGCGGGAGCUUAUGCAUAAGACUUUGGCCGUAUGUCACCAACCUCACACAAUCAAGUAUCAAUUACCAGGGGAGGAUCUUGACGCUUUGGUAACUGUGUCCAGCGAUGAAGAUGUUCAGAUUAUGAUGGAGGAAUGCAGUCUUCUUGGUGGUGAAUCUUCACAGAAGCUUAGGCUGUUUUUGCUUCCUUCUGGUGAUUCUGAUGACAUUCAUUACGGACUUGGAAGCAUGGAUAAUGAUUCUGAAAUUCAUUAUGUGGUUGCUGUCAAUGGCAUUGAUGUAGGAGCUGGUAAAAACUCAGAUGGGCAGGGUAUAGGAAGUGUAUCGAGUGAUUUGGAGCAACUAUUCAACCUUAAUGUUGAAAACGAGAGAAGCAAUGCAAGCAUGGUAGCAACUGAGUCUGCUGGGACUAGUGCUAAACCUCUGGCUGGUAGUUCUGAGCUUCCUCCGAGUUUAUCAUCAAAGCUGCAGGAUAGCUUCUCAAGUGACUAUAGUUCCAUCUUUUACUCUCAUCAAGGUAGUGCGAUGCAAUAUUUUGAAGGUAAUCCUUAUCCUCAAACUGCCAUUCCCCCACCUGUCAAUAUUCACAAUUUGGAUCAGAUGUCAAUACCCUCAUCUGUGCCAUCUGAUUUUGACUAUAAUAACCAUUUUGUAUCCCAUGGAGGAAGUUCUGCUCCCAUGCCGCCUCCUCAGCUAAACAUUUAUAGUCAACCCAUGAAUGAAGGGCUACCAAGGGUCACCAGAACUCAGGCAAAAGAGGUGAAUCUGACUGUUGAUGGUGCAAGCUUGCAUAAGAAUAAAAGUGAACACAUUCCUUCUUUCCAAGAUGCACCCGAGCAACAUCAUGGAGUGUCAGUGUCAAAAUUCUCACAAGCUGUAGAGUCCUAUGGUCCUUCAGCACUAGAGCAUGUGCCUUCUGGAUUGCCUUCUAAACAUGGCACAAAGAAUGUGGAGUCUGCACAGACAAUAUCCUCACAUGAUGCUGUAAAUCCUGGUCAGAUUUGUGAUUCCAAUGAGGAUGACUGCCAGUCUGCUGGGGCUUUUACAUCUGGUUAUUCUGACUAUGAGGGCGAUAUGAAUGAUCUUGGCUACAAUGAUCUGUCUGCACGCCCUUUACGAGUCUAUCAUUCUGAAAUGAUUCCUCGGGAGCUGGGAGAGUCACGAAACCGUUUAUCAAAAUCUGAUGAUUCAAUUGGUUCUCAAUAUUUAAUACUUCACUCACGUUCUGGUAUUGCUCAAGAUUCAAUUGCUGAAGCUGUUGAUCCUUCACUUGAAGGUAAGGCAAACGAGCAAUCUUCCCUAGCUGGAAAACCGCUUAAUUCUUAUUCCACAACCACCACUGAGGACUACUGUAUGCAACUGGGGAAGCAUGAGUUGACAGAUGCAGUCAGUCAAUUAAAUCAGGCUGAGGUAACAUCUGUUCCAGAGAAGUCAAAAACUGCAAAUAGUGAUCAUCAGCCUGGGGAUGCCGUAGUUAACCAAGUGGCUGGAAUAAAAUUUGACCGAACCAAUGGUAAGAGCGAUGAGAAGAAUCAGAAAAUUGGCAGGAGGAUGCAGAAUCCUGAGUUCGACCAAGAGCUGAAAUCUUCUUUUAAUGACAACAACGCCAUUGGUGGUAAUAAGAUCCUACAAGAAUCUCAUGCAAGCAAAAGCUCAGAACAUUCAGUGAAUGUUGAUGAAAAAGUUGCUGGGAAAACUAAAAUGAAAAAGCCACUUGUGGAUGAAGCUGAGGCAGUUGACUUGGUACAAAAAGCAGUUGUUGCUGAUAUUGCCAGUAAGCAACAAGAAAAUCUCGCUUCUGUUUUACCUGAAAUUCACUGGGAUGACUUAACUGCAAAAGAUACCUAUGAUGUUGCAGGUAGCUCUGCUGGAGCCGCUGGAGAAGAACCUGCUCCUGUUUCAGGGAAGAAAGAUAUUCUUAUUGACAUUAAUGAUCGAUUCCCUCCUGGUCUUCUUUCUGAUAUCUUUAGUCAAACCUGGCCUUCUGAUGACCAGUCAAGCUUACGCCCCCUACAUAAAGAUGAUGCUGGUCUCAGUCUAAAUAUGCAGACCCACGAGCCUCAAAGGUGGUCUUUCUUCAGAAAUCUGGCUCCGGAGGAAUUUUCAAGGAAAGAUGUUUCCCUCAUAGAUCAAGACCAUCUUGGUUACUCUUCUUUGCUUAAAAAUGCUGAUGAGGUGAUUGCUAGGACAUAUGAAUUCGGUCCUUCAAAGAAUGAGGGUGUUAAUCUAAGUCACAUGAAUCCGCAAAUAGAUUUUGGAGAUGAAAUGCCACAAGAAUUCUCUAGCAAGACAGUUGACGAUACUAAUAUUUUGCACCCAGCUGGUAUAUCAUCACAAGUUCUUCAUACUCAUUUGAAGGAUAAGGGUGGUGAAUCUUUGCAGGUUGACAAUCCCUACUCAAAACUUGGAGAGAACAUAAGAUUUCCUGUCUCUGAGUAUGAGGAUUUGAAAUUUGAAAUAGAGGGAGCAGUUGGCCCAGUUUUUGAUGUGUCUGCUGGUGAAUUUGAUCUCAGUAAUUUGCAGAUCAUUAAAAAUGAGGACCUUGAAGAACUAAGAGAACUGGGUUCUGGCACAUUUGGAACUGUCUACCAUGGAAAAUGGAGGGGCUCAGAUGUGGCCAUUAAGCGGAUAAAAAAGAGCUGCUUUACAGGUCGCUCCUCUGAACAAGAAAGACUGACUAUAGAGUUUUGGCGGGAAGCUGAGAUUCUCUCAAAGCUACACCAUCCAAAUGUAGUGGCCUUCUAUGGAGUGGUGAAAGAUGGGCCUGGGGGUACUUUGGCAACUGUAACUGAAUACAUGGUUAAUGGUUCUCUCAGGCAUGUUCUAUUGCGUAAAGACAGGUACCUCGAUUACCGCAAGCGGCUUAUUAUUGCAAUGGAUGCAGCUUUUGGAAUGGAAUAUCUGCAUUCCAAAAACAUUGUACAUUUUGAUUUAAAAUGUGAUAACUUGCUUGUGAACCUCAAAGAUCAAUCACGGCCCAUUUGUAAGGUAGGUGAUUUUGGCUUGUCAAAAAUCAAAAGGAACACCCUGGUUUCUGGUGGCGUGAGAGGAACACUACCUUGGAUGGCACCUGAACUAUUAAAUGGCAGCAGCAGCAAGGUGUCUGAGAAGGUUGAUGUAUUCUCUUUCGGCAUUGUAAUGUGGGAAAUUCUCACUGGUGAGGAGCCUUACGCCAAUAUGCACUAUGGUGCAAUUAUAGGUGGAAUUGUGAAUAAUACACUGAGGCCGCCAUUGCCCGCAUCGUGCGACCCCGAAUGGCGAAGAUUAAUGGAGCAGUGUUGGGCUCCUGAUCCUGUGCAGAGACCAUCCUUCACUCAAAUCGCCAGCCGUUUACGUGCCAUGUCGGUCGCACUUCAGAGUAAAUCAUCAAAAUAAAGUUAUACGGAUACUAUUAUUUUGUGCCAUUUUAAGUCACCUAUGGGUUGGUUAUUAUGUGUCCGUUGUAUGUGUGCUUGAAACCCCAAGUAAAAAAGGUUCUGUAAAAUGCUCUUAUAGAGAGUGUUAUAUGAAAAAUGGUAAAGGGUUAAGAUUAUUUAUGUGAGAUGUUUACAUGAAUAUGAUAAGUAGUGAAUACAAAAACUCUUGAAAUA
Messenger RNA from Dioscorea cayenensis subsp. rotundata (Guinea yam), 4615 nucleotides. RefSeq lists its product as uncharacterized. Gene Ontology annotation, biological process: protein phosphorylation; signal transduction. The coding region runs from base 414 to 4400 and encodes 1328 amino acids. Gene Ontology annotation, cellular component: cytoplasm. NCBI's taxonomy places the organism in Eukaryota, Viridiplantae, Streptophyta, Magnoliopsida, Dioscoreales, Dioscoreaceae. Gene Ontology annotation, molecular function: protein kinase activity; protein binding; ATP binding. The transcript is spliced from 9 exons. The record is from RefSeq and is a predicted model, not a curated record.